GGGAGACGGUUACUGCUGGCGUGGCCUGGGCUGAACCGUGGCCUGGCAAGGAGGCCGAGCAAGCAGGCGAUGCACCGGCCAGCCACCUCCUCCUUUCUCUGCGCAGGAGGCAGCUUGUUGCCCCCCUAAGCCUCCCUCUGCCCUCCCGGGGUGCCUAUGGCCCAGGAAACCUUCGCCUUCACCUCCUCCGCCCUGCGCUCGCUGCAGCUCCAGCGAGAGCUGCUGGAGCAGGAGGAUCGCCGGCGAGCCCUGGCUUGGGAAUCGGCCACGCGACGGUUCCUGCUGGCGAGCCCCCGGCCCCCCCUGACCCCCCGCCGGCGGCCCCAGUACUGCCGGGACCCUGCUGUUCACAACGCCCUGUACACCGGGGACCUCCUGCGUGUCAAGAGCAUCUUUAAGGAUGAGACCACCGCCAACCUGGUCAUGGAGACGGUCAGCGAGGAGCUGGUGUGGUCGCCCGAGCAGGGGCUGUGGGUGCUGAGCCCCCGCCGGCAGCAGACAUCGGCCCUGCGCAUCGCCGCCGGCCGAGGCUACGGCGACUGUGCCCGGCACCUUGUGCUCCGGGGAGCGGAGGUGGACGCGGUGGUGGGGGGCCGGGCCCCCCUCCACGACAGCGUGGCCGCCCCCCGCCCCGAAUGCACCCGCCUGCUCCUGGCCUUCGGGGCCGACCCCAACGUGCUGAGCGCCGAGGGCUCGGCCCCGCUGCACCUCUGCACCGCGCCCGACAGCCUCCCGUGCGCGGAGCUGCUGCUGGCACACGGGGCGCGGGUGAACCUGGGGACGAGGGACCGGCAGCUGACGGCCCUGCACGUGGCGGCGCGGCAGGGGCUGGUGGCCCACGUGGAGCUGUACCUGCGACACGGCGCCGAUCCCGCCCGUCGCAGCCGCCAAGGCGAGACCCCCCUCAACGCCGCCUGCUCGGCCGCCGAGCGCCCCGAGGACGCCGAGCGUUACUACCAGGUGGUCGAGCGGUUGUUGGCGGCCGGUGCCGAUCCCGGUGCCGCCGGCCGCAAGGAUCACACGCCGUUGCACAACGCCUGCGGUAACGGGCAAGCCCGGCUGGUGCGGCUGCUGUUGCGUCACGGGGCCGAUGCCACCGUCCCCAACUGCGCCGGUUACACCCCCAUGGACUGCGCCCUCCACGCCGUCGAGGAAUAUCGGCACCAGCGCCCCGAGGAAACCAUCGCCCUCCUCCUCAACCACGGCGCCGGCCCCGUCCACCCCAAGAUGCUCAAGUUCUGCUGCCGGCACCCGCCGGCGCUGGAGGUGGUUCUCAACGCCUACGACCGCAUUCCCCCCGCUGAGGGCUGGGUGGGGGCCGUGCCCCCGGAGCUGUGGGAGGAGCACCGGGAUUUCUACGCCUCGGCGGUGCGCAUGGCAGGCCGGCCGCGCCGGCUGCAGCACCUGGCCCGCUGCGCCGUCCGGCGGCACCUGGGCGCCCGCUGCCACGCCGCGGUCCCCAAACUGGCCCUGCCACCCCCACUGCGACACUACCUCCAGCUGCCCCUCGAGGGGGUCAUCUCCUGAGGGUGCCCCCCCCCCCCCCAAAUAGGGGUGACAAAGCGGGGGGGCGGGGGCAGCUCCGGCUCCCCCCGCUGGCCCUCCCCUCCCCCGUGUGUCCCCCCCCCCCAAGUGCCCCGGUGUCAAUAAAGGGACGUGGCAGAGGUGA
Aquila chrysaetos chrysaetos is the source of this 1669-nucleotide messenger RNA. It is a transcript of the gene ASB16, whose product is annotated as ankyrin repeat and SOCS box containing 16. Gene Ontology annotation, cellular component: ciliary inversin compartment. The record is from RefSeq and is a predicted model, not a curated record. NCBI's taxonomy places the organism in Eukaryota, Metazoa, Chordata, Aves, Accipitriformes, Accipitridae. Gene Ontology annotation, biological process: protein localization to ciliary inversin compartment; intracellular signal transduction. Gene Ontology annotation, molecular function: protein binding.